CAGGUGUGGAAACCUCGGGGAGUGCCAUGGAAGUGAAAGAAGAUUUAAAACUGCUUAGUGAAUGAAGUAAAACAUGGGGGAGAGGCUGAAGCACUAUGGACAAAUUCAAAGGUUUAUUGUUUUUUUGGUGAAUUGUGCACCAACCAGGGGUGAGAAUUGGAUCGAAUUGCCCAUGCACUUGAUCGUGACAUUUGGGACCUACCGACGUACGUAGCGUUCCUUGGUGCAGCCGUGUUGGAACACAUUUACACUGGAAGGUGAUUUCAUAUAUUAUAUCCCGCAAAAGGUCCGUGAUGGGCGCGUUCACUGGCUUAACCGGGUCGGUUUGAAUGUGCCACAUCGAAAGAGCUCGGCCCAAAGAGCUCGGCAUGCAUUUGAGGCUUCCUCGGCCUGUACAGCUUUUGGAUUUCCAUGCCGUCGUGGAAUCGAUGUCGAAGUUAUACCGAAGAUCCCUCGGCUGCCGUUCGUGACCUGUGUCACGGCCUUGCUGUCGGUGCCGUGUUUUGGCCACUGGUGAUUGGGCACGCCGUCCUUGCAAAAGUACCAACAUACGUGAGCAUCAACACCAGCAUCACCUCGCCCUUUGUCUAUAUGGCUUUGGGAAGUCUUCCCUUGCUCUCGGUUCAAUCGGGCUCCACGGCCGCCCUCUGCUUGGGUGAACUCGUCGCCGCGCGCGAGGCGGGCGAGGCGGGACUGGCUGACGAUGCCGCCGCCGCCGCGGCCAAUCUGGCAUCGAUGAUGGCCGUCUUGGUGGGGGCCAUGCACUUCGCCAUGGGCAUUUUCGACUUGGCCGCAGUGGUGGAGCUUUUCAGUCAGCCCUUGUUGCGAGCACGCACGGGAGCGGCCGCGCUGGUGGUGAUGCUGGCACAAGCGGAGGUGCUUUUCGAUGUGUUCUUGGAUGAGAAGCCGACUUCGCCCCUGCUGCGCUUUGGAAAGACCUGUUUACAAUUGCCCAAGCAGGUCCACUGGCCGACCUUUCUUCUGUCGAUCUGCUUGCUGGUAGCAUUGAUUCUUUGCAAAAUGUUGGGAUGGUGCGCCUCCGGGAAGUCACCCAACACAAACACAUCAAGGAGUUGCAGGAACAAGGCAAUCUCAUGUUGCCUUCAAAGCUUUCGUGUCAUUUGCAGACUCUUGCAUUCCUCUGGGAAUCUGAUCGUUCUUGCGGUUGCAACAGUUGUAAGUUGGCAUCUUGAUGGCAUCGGGCCACUUGAUGGAUUUGAGGAGCCCUCCGCCCGGUGGGCUUUUUCGGGAUGGACGUGGCAGCUGAUGUCGUCGGCGCUGCCGACGGCCGUGCUCACGGCCUUCCUCUCCUUAGGAAGUCACCUCACGGUGGCUCAGCGUGUACGCCGGCCUCAAGAUCCGUGGCAGCCGCGCCGGGAACUUCUGGCGCUGGGCGCCAGUAGUCUGGCUGCCUCCACCCUGGGUGGGAUGCCUGUCAUGGCCAAUCUGGCAGUCUGCCAGGCUUUGCGAAGUGGAACUGGUUUCUUCGCUACCUUGGGCAGCAUUUUGGGUCACCUUGGCGCGUUCUACUUGGUGGCCAAGCUGAGAUUGAUGAUCCCCAGGUGCGCUGUAUCAGUGAUCUUGUUGGUGGAGUUUGCUCCGCUCCUAAGUAGCCUGCCUUCGGAGCUGCGGCAUCUCUACCGGCAAGCGCAGAGCGCGCGAUAUGGCGCCCAGAGCAGCACCUUAGGGUUUUUGGUGGCCAGCGACCUGGGGAUCUACUUGAUGGCUUUCCUGUCUCCCUUGCUCUUUGGUAUCGUGAACGGCUCCAUGGUCGCCAUCCUCUUCCAGGUCGUGGUCUCCAUGUCGCGCUUCGCCGGGCCCGGCUACGUGAAGAUCGGCCGCGUCCCCGGCACGGCGAGCUACGACGAGCUGGGCCCCGGCUCGGCGGCGUGUCCCAUCCCGAAGAUCAGCAUCACCCGCCCCAUGGGCCCGCGCUGGUUCGGCAACGCGGCGGCCAACACGCGCGCGGCGCGCGCGGAGCGCCGGAAGCAGAAGCAAGAGAUCUUAGUGGCGAUCGCGGACUGGCGCAUGGUGCCCUUCUUGGAUGAAACGGCUUUGGCACACUACAAGGAUUCCUGGUCAAAAGUAGAUGUGAAGGUUUUGGUGACCAAUGCCUGUGGCAAUGUGCGCCGCCAGAUUCAGGAAUCUGGUCUCGCGGAGAUUCUUCAACAGCCUGAAGAGACGCUAGCGGACCUCCAUGCUGCGGUUUUGUGGGCAGAAGAACACGUCAGACAAGUCGAAAUGAGCCGUACUGUGAUUGGCCUCAGCGAGAGGGUUGGAACUACUUUGGAGGAUUAGAAAUUCGAUGUGAGAAUUUCAUUUGUCACGUUUUCUGCUCCUUCGGUGUGUACAGUCUGUACAGAAGAUGGUGAGUUCCCACAACUUUUCGCACCCAGGAAUCGGUAGAGAGAGAGAGAGAGUGAGCUCG
Molecule: messenger RNA, 2428 nt
Organism: Durusdinium trenchii
Lineage: Eukaryota; Dinophyceae; Suessiales; Symbiodiniaceae
Source: the annotation of a GenBank genome assembly